This is a messenger RNA of Monoraphidium neglectum, 213 nucleotides long. RefSeq lists its product as hypothetical. The transcript is spliced from 2 exons. The coding region runs from base 1 to 213 and encodes 70 amino acids. The record is from RefSeq and is a predicted model, not a curated record. Lineage: Eukaryota; Viridiplantae; Chlorophyta; Chlorophyceae; Sphaeropleales; Selenastraceae.
AUGCCGUCAGUAGACGAGCGCCACAUCCCUCUCAAUGUGAAGACCUAUCGCGAGGGCUUCCUGCGUCUCCAGGGAUGGAUUUGUGUUUCUGCGCUGUCCUUCUUCACCGGCGCGCUGCUGGUGAUGUACGAGCUUCUGCUAAUCAAUGUGGAGGACCAGGACUUCCGCGACAUGCUGUUUGACUACAGGGUGACGCAGCCUGGCAUCAUGUGA